Messenger RNA from Drosophila rhopaloa, 3686 nucleotides. It is a transcript of the gene NaPi-III, whose product is annotated as sodium-dependent phosphate transporter 1-A. The coding region runs from base 979 to 2994 and encodes 671 amino acids. Gene Ontology annotation, biological process: phosphate ion transmembrane transport. Gene Ontology annotation, molecular function: phosphate transmembrane transporter activity. The record is from RefSeq and is a predicted model, not a curated record. Gene Ontology annotation, cellular component: membrane. Lineage: Eukaryota; Metazoa; Arthropoda; Insecta; Diptera; Drosophilidae. The transcript is spliced from 7 exons.
GCCACACCUGCGGUCACACUUUCACCAAGCAAGCCGGUGGUUGCGCGCGACUUCGUCCCGCUUAAAUAUAUUCAAUAGUCGAGUUAUUGAUUUGAAAAAGUGCUGCUGAUCAAACAUGGUGAAUAAUUCUCUAUGGUUGAAACAACUUUGCUACCCCAAACGUCAGUUUACCAACUCGACACUUCUUAACUCCUUUUCAACAUAACAAGAAACUUAUUAUAAUUAAUUAAUAACAACAACCAACACAAACAACACUAUAUCCACAACAUCAACAACUAUCGUUUAAUCUCAAAACGUAAACACAACAAUUGCUUAAGGAGUCAUCCAGGAGUUAAACGAAUACAAGUGGUAUUAAUGUGUGAAUACCUGUGAAUACUUCCCAACAUUGAGCAUCGAAUUCCGUCGACAGCAGGAAUUUGUCAGCCAAGGAGAAGGAUAAUUGGAAUAUUGUUCGUUUCUUUUCGUUGUUUUGUCCAGGGUUAUUUGUAGGAUUUGAUUUAUUUAUUGCUUAAUUUAAGGCAUAGCUGAUCCUCAGCUUUGAAGAGAGGCUCCAAACCGAAGGGUUUUAUCAGAAAGGUAACAUUUCAGGGUAAUUAGUCACCUAAGUAUCGCACUUUCGCAGUUCCAAGCGGCGAGUUGUUCCCCAAUUUUCAUUAUGAAAAUAACGACAAUGAAGUUUAAGCGCAAAUAUGGCUGUUUAGAGAAUAUUUGAAAAGAAUUUCUCACUUAUUAACCAAUUUGGAUUUUUGUUUCGACCCUCAUUUGUUACGUAGUCUUGUAUUUUAUAAGUUCUCAAAGAUUGUUUUGCACAAUUCAAGUCAUCCACCCAGUUAAAUUCGCACCGCAUCAUACAGUUUUUGAGUUCAUUUUUCGAGGAGCGAGAAGAGUAAUCAGUAUUUAGUCAGAGUUGAGAGAGUUUAGUGGUUUGCACCGAAGAGUUUUGAAUUACAUUUAACACCGAACCACAUUGUCGGCAACAUGGAGAGUUUUUCGCCGGAAUUACUAUGGAUGGUAGUCCUCGGAUUCCUGAUCGCCUUUAUCCUGGCCUUUGGCAUAGGCGCCAACGACGUGGCCAAUUCUUUUGGCACCAGUGUGGGCUCUGGAGUUCUCACCAUCCGGCAGGCAUGCAUUUUGGCCACCAUCUGCGAAAUAUCGGGAGCCGUUUUGAUUGGAUACAAGGUGUCGGACACCAUGCGCAAGGGGAUCCUGGAAGUGGGACUGUACGAGGGCUCCGAGGACGUGCUGAUGCUGGGCUGCGUGUCUGCUUUGGCCAGUAGUGCCGUGUGGCUGCUCGUGGCCACCUUUUUGAAGCUACCCAUCUCGGGAACGCACAGCAUUGUGGGCUCCACCAUUGGAUUCUCGUUGGUGGCACGCGGCGCCCAGGGCCUGAAAUGGACCACCCUGGGCACCAUUGUGGGAUCCUGGUUCAUCUCGCCGGUGCUUAGCGGAGUUGUGAGCAUCCUCCUAUUUCUGGCCAUUCGCCGCUUUAUCCUACGCGCCCAGGAGCCGCUCAAGGCGGGAUUCCGUUCGCUGCCAAUUUUCUACGGCGUGACGUUCUUCAUCAAUGUGAUCAGCGUGGUGCUGGAUGGACCCAAGCUGCUCUACAUGGACAACAUCCCCACUUGGAUAGCCCUGAGCGCCAGUUUUGGUCUGUCGCUGCUGGUGGCCCUACUCACGCAGCUGGUGGUGGUGCCUCUGCAGCGCCGGAAGAUUGCCAAACGAUUGCGGGCCGAGAAUCCUGUCAAGUUUAACUUCGAGGACUCUGUGGAAUCCUCGCCGUCGGGUAGUCCUAAGAAGCAGCGCCGCCCUUUGUCGCUGGUCAGCGAAGGAAAGCCAUUGCCCGCUAUCGCGGAGAUCACCGAGCUGGUCUCCCUGAGCGACAACUCGCCCAGGACUUUUAAGUUGGCCCCCUUUGGACUGGCGGCCAAGAACAACAACGCACCCGGCGAGGAGUACAAGAUCGAUCCGCAGCUGAUCAAGAAGGCCGAGGACCUGCUGGGCAAGGCUAGCCUGGACAACACCGAUCUGACCAUCACCAGCCUUAAUUUUAUCGACGAGCAGCAGCAGCAACAACAACAGCAGCAGCAAAAUGGACGCAAGUUGCAGGAGUGCUUCAAACGGAUGCAGUCGCCCAAGGAGGAGCAAAAGCACAAGACUACUGCUAUCGGAACAGAUGCGGGAGCCGGAGCUACCAAGGCAACCAAUAACAACCUCCAAGUGGUAGAGAGCGGCGGCAGUCUCGACUUGAUGAUCAGUUCCACACUGUCGCCCAAUUCCAGCAAGGUGCCGUUGAUCGAGAGCAAGGAGGAGUUAAACGAGCAGGAGGACGAGCUAAAGCGGUCGGCGGCGGGCGGUCGAAGAACCAGCGGCGCCGAGGAGACUCAGGAAAUCUCCAUGCUCUUCUCGUUCCUGCAGAUCCUGACAGCCACCUUCGGGAGUUUCGCGCACGGCGGCAAUGAUGUGAGCAACGCCAUCGGCCCACUGAUCGCCCUUUACAUGAUCUAUCGCGAGGGAUCGGUUAUGCAGCAGGCGGAAAGUCCCAUCUAUAUUCUGAUCUACGGCGGGGUCGGCAUCUCCGUGGGUCUCUGGCUGUGGGGACGGCGUGUCAUCGAGACCAUUGGCAAUGACCUCACCAAAAUCACCUCAUCGACUGGCUUUACCAUUGAAGUCGGAGCCGCCAUCACCGUACUGCUGGCCAGCAAAAUUGGCUUGCCCAUUUCGACUACUCACUGCAAGGUGGGAUCUGUGGUUUUCGUGGGACAUGUCAGUGCAGCGGGUCGCAAGGGAAGUCAGACAAAGGAUCAGGAUCAGGCGGGUAUCAAUAAGGAUGGCCAGAACAAUGAUGCACCCACGGAAGAUGGCAGUGUCGAUUGGCAUCUGUUCAGGAACAUUGCCUACGCCUGGAUUGUGACUGUGCCGGUUACGGCUGUCCUCAGCGCCGGAAUGAUGUACGUGCUAUGCGCCAUUGCCGUGGACGAUAUGGGCGGGGCCUAGAAAUGGGCUACACAGAAUGCCAUUCAAUUAUUAAUUGUAAUUGCAAAACCAAAAUAAUGUUUCGUAAUUGUACAAGUUGGAAAACACAAAACUUAAUAUUAAACACGCAAAUGGUAACUCAAGAAAAAGUGAGAAAAUCUUAACUAAAUUACUCGCCUAACUAAAGCAUUGUAUUUUAGCUCAUAGAACGUCUCUGAGUCUAACUGAUAUUAAUAUUAUUUAAUAUGUGUACGCCAAGCAUGUCGUGAUUUGAUUUUAUAUUUAUACACCUUAAUUUAUGUUUAUAUCCGAAUUGCACUUUUUUUUAAUUCUUUUGUAGACUAAAUCCGAACCCUCUUAAAAUAUUUUACACCACUCAAUAGAGCAGAGCAAAACACUUGAAUAAAAUACAAACUAUGUACAACAGAAAAUGUUUAUAAGAUAUGGUCAAGACCAAUUUAAAUUCGAUGCUUUUUAUUUGCGAUUUUUAAAAUUUGUGUUUUAUUUUUGUUGUAUUUUGAACUAUAACAGUUAAAAUCAAUAUUUAAGAUCCUUUGGACACUGUACAAUUGGAUUGAAAUUUGUUUACAAAUUAUUUUAAAACCUAACUUAUGAGGCUCUCCAGUCCGUUUUAAAUUUACAUUCCAUUGAGAGCCAGUUCGUAUAGUAUUUCACUAUGUAGAUAUACGAAAAAUAAAUACAAAGUUAUGACA